AUGAGUAAUUAUUUUGUAAAUAAAGUCGAAGGAGCGCUUGGGAUGGAUUUAAAUGGAGAUGGAAAAAUUGGUGGUCCAGGUAUAACUUCCAAGCUCGAACAAGCAACCCAUGUUGAUUUCAAUCGUGACGGUGUUAUUGGACAUAGACCAACACCAGGCGGAGGUCUUGUUGGUAAAAUCGAACAAGUAACACAUAUUGAUAUAAAUAAAGAUGGACGUAUUGGUGGUGGUGCUUAUCGUCCACAUUAA
Molecule: messenger RNA, 249 nt
Organism: Adineta steineri
Lineage: Eukaryota; Metazoa; Rotifera; Eurotatoria; Adinetida; Adinetidae
Source: the annotation of a GenBank genome assembly